Molecule: messenger RNA, 1281 nt
Organism: Acanthocheilonema viteae
Lineage: Eukaryota; Metazoa; Nematoda; Chromadorea; Rhabditida; Onchocercidae
Source: the annotation of a GenBank genome assembly
AUGGAUCUGUCGCGAGCAGACUUGGAAAGGGCUAAAAAUAAUGCAAUGCAAAGGACCCAAAUAUGUGAAGACGCGAAACAAAAUUAUGCGCAUGCAUUGCAGGCUGCAAAUCAACAACAGCAUCAACACUACAAUCAGCUUUUACCACAGAUACUGGAGCGUUUGAGAGCAGUCGAUGAGGAGCGAAUUAGCGAAACAAAAUCACUGAUGUUACAAGGUAUUGAAGCGGAAACUAAGGUAAUGAAUAUAAUUCAACGAUGUUAUGAUGAUAUGAGAAAAGCUGCUGAAUGUAUAUCGCCUUUAAACGAUAGUGCUAGUGUUGUUGAGCACUAUAGAUCCGGCUAUGCACAUCCUGAACCGUUCACCUUCGAAGAUUUCGGCGCUCCAUCGGCAAUUAUCACCAGUGAAGGUACAAGUAGUGUGGAUACAAUGAAAAGACCAACAAAAAAUGGUUCGAUGGUUCGAAUCAAUCGAAAACCUAGUAUGGGACUUUUUCGAGGCAGCAAUCAUUCAAGAAAGGAUGGCACAAUUGAUUUUCGUUCCUAUCCACCACAGCAAAGAUGUCGAAGAUUGCAGCAUGAAAUUGAAAACAUUGAAAAAGAAAUUGCAAAAAACCAACAAAGUCGUGAAGGUGCUGCGAAAAUGUUGCAGGUUUAUAAGGACAAUCCAAAAUUAGGUAAUGCAAGUGAUGUAGACUCAGAAAUUGUAGUUUAUACAAAAAAAUGUGAAGUUCUAAACCAGCGAUUAGCAAAGUAUAAAGCAAUGUUAUCAGAAGCGCAAACCGAACUGAAUACACCGAUAUCAGUUGUCGGGUAUGUUCACAAUCGAGUCAUGAUAUCGGAACCUCCAAUGAGACCUCCUCCUCCAUGUCAGUCAGGAUUGAGUACGCCUUCACAGUCGUCUCCACGUCAGAUGUCAACUCCGAAUACUACAGUCAGCAUUCAUCGUUCAUCUUAUUCAGAAGAGUCGAUCUCUUCAGAUGGCUCAGUUCCUAUCGCUAAUCAUAAGAAAACAACUUCACCUGAACCUGCGAAAAAAGCGACAAUAGUGGAGAAAUCAGAAGUGUACGAAGAAUGCGAUAUGCCGGCGUUAGGCACUUGCACUGCACUGUAUGCAUUUGAAGGCGGCAGUGAAGGUACAAUGGCUAUGGAAGAAGGUGAUGAAAUGAUAUUGCUGGAACGAGACGAAGGAGAUGGUUGGACUCGAGUUAGGCAUGUUUUAUCAGCACGUGAGGGUUUCGUUCCAACAUCUUACUUGCAAUGUAGGUGGUAUCCUGAUUAG